GUUUCCGAAAAAAAGUGAAACAGGACCUUCGUUGCCGACCAGAGCGUCAGUGGGGGGGGGGCGUGGGGGAGUUAGAUAAGGAGAACAGCUUAAGAUGAACGGUUGUUCACUUGGUAUAAAAGAGAAGAUGUUUGUUCAAAUUAGUUAUAAAUUUUGAUACUUAAUUAAGGAGUUCUUUUUAUUUCGUAACGUGAUAACAUUGUGGUAGACAUCAGUGACUUAGAGGUGAGUACAUAACAGCUUGUUUAAUUAUGGUCAUCAGGGGUGGACUGGGGAGUUCAAGCGGCCCACCAGGGAUGGACUGGGGAGUUCAAGCGGCCCGGGAAAAAAUCAAAAAGCGGCCCUAUCUUCAUGACUUUUAUCUGUAUUAUAUCACCGGUCCUACCGGCCCAUCGGGAAUCUUCCCGGUGUCCCGGCGGCCAAGUCCACCCUUGAUGGUCAUUGUUAAGAUUCGUUAUAAAUAAAAUAUAAUUAAUGUUAAGUGUUGGGUUUACAUUCUUCUGUGCACUUAUUUCCUCUAAUUUGAGACGAUUCAUGACAGAAAAUAUUUGAUUAUAACCCGUUUAAAACUAAUUUGAGAAUGUUUCGUAUUGUUUUUCAACAGAAAUACAGAUGACCUAGAUUAUGUGUAAUUGUUUAAAGGAAAUGUAAAGGGAAAUCUAAGUUUUGAAAAAAUAAAUGUAAAAUUUAAAAAAAAAUUACCUUAACUAUUUCAUAAUUUUCGACAAUCAUUUUUUAAUAUUGAAUUUGAAAAAUGAAAGUUAAAUCCUUCUAAAAUUGUUACUUCUUUGCAUCAUAUUUCUUUCUAUUUAAAAAAAAAAUAAUAAUCUAAUUACUGACUGAUUCGUGUUAUUACGUUAACACAAAUUUAAUGUUACUGUUUUAUGUUAAAUCAUUCGCCCAGAUGUCCGACAAAGAACAGAGACAGACAAAUUCCUUAAGUCUGCAGUUGAAACUAUUAAAAAGUCAGAGGGCACAGCUGCAGUCAGUUGUUGACUAUAUCAACAGUGUAAGAAAGUUGAAAAAAUGAGAGUUUUAGUGCUUACCAGACUCACAUGAUUAGGCCGUACAUAUUUGAAAAAAAAUAUAUUAAAAUCCUUCCAUCAUAACUUUUCAUAGAGCAAAAUAAAUGUUAUUUACUUUAUUUAUGUCACAUUUUGAAAAAAUUAUAUUUAUUACACAUUUUAAUUGCUCCAUAUAUUUAUGUAUAUUCAGAUGUAACAUAUAGACUAAAUGUUUUUUAAAUAAAAACCUUUAAUAAAUGAAUUAACAGCUUUAACAAGACAUAAUUCCCAGACUUAAAACAUCAGAGUAUUGAGUUAUCUUUUCUUGUAUUAAAAUGAUGAAGAAAAUUCUUUCUCUCAUCCGUAAUAGACGUAUACGUCUAUUUCUCUCUUUAUAUUUCUUAUUUAUGAUGUUUGAGCUCGAUUGUAUCGGCCGCAACAUAGGGAAUAUUUCCCAACUCUUUCGGUUUCUCUUAAGAAAAACUUUUUAAAAUUCUUUUUUAUAAAAAUUUCGAAAUUAUUUACGACUCAGUUCUUUAAAAAAAAACAAAUUCUUUUAAUAAUACUCACAUCCCCAAAUUCAAUUAAGGAAUGCAAACAUCCACGUCGAUUAAAAUCUGACCGUCUCUUCAUUUAAGGUGUUAGCCGACAGUGAACAGUGGAAGUCAUCAGGAGACGAGAGCCAAGCUGACGUGAAGGAGAUGAGCCGAAACAUUGAACAAGCGUCCGAGUUUGUUGCACAAAAAUGCUUGGAAGUAUCGGGUAAGUCGUAAAGUAAUUAAAAGAACUUCUACAAACUUUGCAGCUCAUGACAUUUUUUUUUUUUUUAAAAUUGAUGUUUCAGGUGAGUUCGUCAGAAUGUGAAGAGAUUUUACAUUUGUAAUACAAUAAGUUGAUUUUAACCAAUAAAAGUUAAUACGAGGCAACAUUUAUUUGGAAAAUCGUGGCGCGAAUUGUUGAAGAUAAAAUAUAGAGCAUGAUGGCAGCAACUCUAGCGAGAGCGAAGAAAUUUAAUAAAUAUGACAUAAUUUACAUUUAUUUAGUUUUGUACGUGAAUUUAAAAAGGUAAGUUCCAUUAACCUUCACUACAAUAGCAAAAUCAUUUGUUGAUUAUUUUACCGAAACUAUUAAAAUUUGACAUCUUCAGGCAAUGGCGUGAUACAGGGUAUACUGGACAGGCUUGCUGCUCUUGAAGAAACGAUUUCAUGUCAAGAAAAUAUUCCAGGGUCCAAAGUGGAUUUUUUACAGGGUAACGGUGUAAACCUACAAAAGCGGACAGGCAACAAUGGUCAUCGAAACUUCUUUCAUGACAAACCCAGCUUUGAUCUAGUCUUUAAAAUUCAAGAGGAAACAGGACCAACCCUAGCAAUCGACCUGGAAAGGCAGAACCAAGAUGUCAAUCAGCCGGACUUACUGGUCAGUCAAAUGGGUCAGUUCAUCCACCAACUAAAAUCCCAGGUCGAUAAUGUAACCACCACUCUAACGUCAUUGAAUGAGAUGACUCUAGGUCUCUCUAAGUCCGUUAAAGACUCGGAGGAAACGCUGGAGUCAGUCACUAAAAGAACUUUAGAUCUAGAAGAGUCUCUGUAUGGUUCUCAAGUUAAUUAUCGACAUGGACCUAAAGCGAGCCAGCAAAUUGACCCAAGCAGAGACACCAAAUACUCACGUUAUGAUGAAAUUGUUAAAGAUUUAUCAUUGAAGGUACUACUUGUAAAGAAAAUAUAGUAAAAUGGAUGUGAUUAGUAGAACAAGGCAUAUGUGGAAGCUUGAAUUAAAAUACUGGAAAAUAAGAUAACAACGUUUUGGCUUAGAGACUUCCUCGGCAGGCAGGACAAACUUCCAAAUACCUUGUUCUACUAUUUCCUUCACAAAGUUGGAAUGCAGUCCAAUGUUUAUUUUUGGUAAAAUGCGUAUAGACAAAUGUUUAAUGUAUUUUAAAGUGUCGCAUAGAGCUAGUUAGCAAUAUUAUAUUUUAAGAUUACACAAGGCCGUAAAACCCUUAAAUUACUUUUCUGAUCAUAGUCUUUAAGACUCGAUGGAAGGGAUUUUGAGUUGGUGGGAUGGGUAACUUGGUUAAAGUGUAACUUAAUUUAUCAACUUCCUAAAAAAGUGUAGCUUAAAUUUAAACGAACUUAGAACUUUUAUUUUUCCUAUUAUUUUUUUAGACAUCACCCAAAACAAUGGUUUUAGAAGAUCCAAUGAUAUAGUUGUGCAGUUAAGAACAUCCAGUUUUAGAAACUUCAAAAAAAAAAUGGGGAAAGACAAAAAUAUCAGUCUAUGCACUUGCAGAAUAAGUACAGCUGAUGCCGAUUUGAAAUGGUUUACACCUCAAACAAUAUGAAAUAAUGCAUACCACAAACAACCUGAAAUCGUGUACACCAAAAUCUAUCUGAAUAUGUGUACGCUAAAAUUUAUCUCAAAUAGUGUACAUCACCAACAAUCUGAAACGGUAUUUAAACCACAAACAAUUUGAAAGAGUUUAGGCAAAAAUAUAUCUCAAAUAGUGUAUAUUAUCAACACUAUGAAAUAGUGUACAACUCAAAUAAUCUGAAAUGGUGUACACAUCAAACAAUCUAAAAAGGUGUACACCAUAAACGAUCUGAAAUGAUGAACAUCACAAACAAACUGAAAAUGUUAACUUGUUUUUAAACAAAAUAGAAUUCCAGACCAUUUUCUUCUAUAUUUCCAGUUUGAGAUUCUGUCCAGUCAAGUGCAAGGAAUUACAAGAUUGACGGUGAACGGGGGUAUGUAAUAAAACCAUAGAUUAAAUAAUGCUUUUUUAAAUCGUGUAGCAAUGGAAACCUGUACAAUGCCUCUUAGAUGUAUCAAGGAGAUACAAACAAUUUGUGGAAAUAAAACAAUAUAAGUUAAAUUUUAAUCAUGGUAACACGGAAUACAACAUUGUAAACGUUUUAUCAAAUGCAUUCAUAACAGUACAAUACAAAAGUCGCAUUGUUAGUAUAAAUUUUAAAUCACAAUAUACCUACAUUAUGUAUCUAUUUUUAAUUCCCAACAUAAAAAGAAUGAAAGAAAAGAAUAAUAGUGCACACAAGUCUCUCACAGAAAGCAAAGCUCAAAAGAGCGGAAAGGAAGUGGGUGGAAGUAAAAUUUAAAACGCCAAAAGAAUAAUACACAAAAUCAUUACACAUAAUAUGUCAAAUUAUGAAUUCUUAGUUUUAUUAUACCCCAGUAUCGUUUUGAGACGGGUUGGAUGACAUAUAAUUAUUUGAAAGAGAAAAUGCCAAGAUUUCUUUUGGUAUUGGACCAGUCCUUUGACACGCUAACAGAAAUGCAACCCUCCCCUAGGCUGCAGAUUAAAAAAAAUGGAUGUGUCUCAAAAUUUCUUCCGAAGUCCUGAAUAUUUUUGGAGUUCUUGUUUAAUCUCCCAAAACGCACAACUUCAAUAGAUGGGGAGGGAGGAUGAGGUAUUUAUGUGCACCUCAUAUGUUAUGUGUUGUAUGUUGCUUCUUUUUAUGAGUGAAGGGUGGCGUAGUCAAGUACCGCCACACGCUUUAAAAACUCCAUCUACUCCACAUAUUCAAACUCUUUGAUAUGCCUUGAGCGACUGAAUGUCAGAGCCUUAGAUGAACACUUUUAUUUUUCAUGACUGGACUUCUGUAUGGCAGAGCCUUAGAUAAACUUGAUGUAAUAUCUAGACAACUGAAUACCAGAACCUUAGAUAAACAUGAUUUCUUAUUUAUACUACUGAAUGUCAGAGCCUUCGAUUAACACGAUGUCAUAUUUUCUUUAAACUUUACAGAAGAUCCCACUGCGAACAGUCGACCAGCCUUCUCGGCUUUCAUCUGUAGCUACUCUCCGGCGGAACAAGGCGCGAACAUCAGAAGUUUCACCGACGUAAGGUGUAACUUUGGGGGGCAUUUCAACGCAUCCACGAGUGAGUUCACGGCCCCGGUGUCCGGCGUCUACGCCGUCAGCAUGACCUUAUGUUUGCUUAAAGACGGUCGGGUCAAGGUCAACGUGGUCAACACGACGGCGGAUGGUUUGCGCGAGAAGAAGGUGUGCGAGGCUUACACCUGUGGCGCUAACGUCAGCUCCACCAGCUUCGGGGUGGCAGAGAUGAAGGCGGGAAGCAGGCUGUCGGUCAAGUUGGUGUUCUCGACAGGAACAUCACUACUGUCAGAUUUUUCUAGCUUUUCUUGCUUUAGGAUUGGAUGAAAAGUAACUCCAAAAGAUGGAACUAUUAUUUCUCUAUCUAUUUAUUUAUUAAAAAUACAAAGUGUUGUUAAAUUUUUAAUUUUUUAAAAUAUUAUUUGUAAGAAAAACUCUAUUUUAAGUUAUCUCUCUCCAAAACUAAAUAUUAUUUGUAAGAAAAACUCUAUUUUAAGUUCUCUCUCUCCAAAACUAAAUAUUAUUUGUAAGAAAAACUCUAUUUUAAGUUAUCUCUCUCCAAAACUAAAUAUUAUUUGUAAGAAAAAUUAUAUUUUAAGUUAUCUCUCUCCAAAACUAAAUAUUAUUUGUAAGAAAAACUCUAUUUUAAGUUCUCUCUCUCUAAAACUAAAUAUUAUUUGUAAGAAAAACUCUAUUUUAAGUUAUCUCUCUCCAAAACUAAAUAUUAUUUGUAAGAAAAACUCUAUUUUAAGUUCUCUCUCUCCAAAACUAAAUAUUAUUUGUAAGAAAAACUCUAUUUUAAGUUAUCUCUCUCCAAAACUAAAUAUUAUUUGUAAGAAAAACUCUAUUUUAAGUUAUCUCUCUCCAAAACUAAAUAUUAUUUGUAAGAAAAAUUAUAUUUUAAGUUAUCUCUCUCCAAAACUAAAUAUUAUUUGUAAGAAAAACUCUAUUUUAAGUUCUCUCUCUCUAAAACUAAAUAUUAUUUGUAAGAAAAACUCUAUUUUAAGUUAUCUCUCUCCAAAACUAAAUAUUAUUUGUAAGAAAAACUCUAUUUUAAGUUAUCUCUCUCCAAAACUAAAUAUUAUUUGGCCUUAACCUUUGAAUUUGCAUUUAAAGAUUGUAAAAUUCUAAUAAUAAUCCAAGUGUUAUUUGGUGGGAUGAAAUUCCAAAAUAAAAACAACUAAAUUUUACCGUAUAAUUUGGUUUUAAAUGGGACUUGUUAUUUUACAAAAUAUAUAAGUUAUUGGCAAUAAAUCUGAAUAUCUUAUAAUUGAAUGUUUGCCUUGUAAGAGAAUGUUUCGUCUUAAAGGUGAGUGUUUCCAUACUGAGCUAUAAAGCUGUUUGUUGUGACCAUCAGAGUUUGUCACGCAGUUUAAAAACCAAACAAAAAUGUUUGAUCCACUAAUCGCCAUGCAUUGUGUAAGUGAACAGGUCAGAUGAGUCCCAUAAUGUCGACAUCUGGUAUGACAGAACAACCUAUCGACUUAGUGACAGUGACACUGAUGAUUUCAACCUGGUGUCGAAGGACAUUGUAUUACGCCAGUAAAACUUUUGUCUAAAUGAAGCGUGGAUGUUUCAAAAGGAUACC
Lymnaea stagnalis (great pond snail) is the source of this 6441-nucleotide messenger RNA. The record is from the annotation of a GenBank genome assembly. NCBI's taxonomy places the organism in Eukaryota, Metazoa, Mollusca, Gastropoda, Lymnaeidae.